CUGAGGGUGGGUGGAGUGAAGGAAAGAACAGCAGAAGCAAACAGAUUGAGGAAAGGAUUGAAGUACUUGGUAACUGUGGACCUGCUUAUCUGCUCCUAUGGAUAAAAAUUCACGAGGCCAACCUCCUGUUGUGUAUCAACCCGACCCAGCUGGGGGUCAUGGGUUGGGGUAUGGCCAGCAACCAGGGGGGUUCGGAAUGGCUCCAAGUGGUGCUCCACUUGGGGGGUUUGGCCAGCAACCAAUGGGUUUCGGUAUGACGCCAAUUGGUGUUCCACCUGGGCUUGAGUACCUCACACAGAUCGACCAGAUCCUGAUCCAUCAAAAAGUUGAGCUCCUAGAAGCUAUCAUUGGAUUCGAGAGAAACAACAAGUAUGAUAUAAAGAACACCAUGGGCCAGAAGAUUUACACUGCCAACGAAGAGACCGACUGCUGCACCAGAAAUUGUAUUGGUUCUUUGCGCUGCUUUGACAUGAAGAUCAAGGACAACAUGGACAGGGAGGUCAUCCGUCUUAUCCGGCCUUUGCGAUGUAUCGGCUGCUGCUGCCCUUGCUGUCUGCAGGAGAUGGAAGUCCAGUCUCCACCAGGAACCACCAUAGGGUUUGUCAAACAGGACUGGCACCCCUGCCUGCCCAAGUUCUCCAUCCAGGGAGCAGAUGGACAGACCGUGAUGAAGCUGGUGGGGCCCUGCUUCACCUGCAGCUGCUGCUGUGGAGAUGUUAACUUUGAGCUCAGAGGGAAAGAUGGUGAAGAGUCGAUUGGUCGGAUCAGUAAGCAGUGGAGUGGCCUAGUGAAGGAAUUUUUCACAGACGCUGAAAACUUCGGCAUUCAGUUUCCCAUGGACCUAGAUGUGAAGAUGAAGGCUGUGCUCCUGGGGACCUGCUUCCUCAUCGACUUCAUGUUCUUUGAGAGAAACUGAGGGGCUAACACCAAAUGAUUUUUUACCAAAUGAAGGGAAAUCAAGUACCAGAGCCCACUUAUGUUAUCCAGUGUUUGUAUUAUUGUCUUCUAGAUUCACUCUUCAACAGAAGAUCUACAUUUCAUUAAUAGAUAUAUUAAGGAUUAAUCAUAAAUGUAACCUGCUGAUUAGAUUGGGUUUUUUUUUUUAAAUCUGUCUGAGCUGAUUCUACCUGGAAUAUUAUAGAUAUUCCAGGUAGAAUCUUCUGUUUCUUUCAGUCUGAACUCAGUGUAUCCAAAUAAUGUUUAUUAUAUUUUAUCAUAUUUCAAAUUUCUGUCACAUCUAUCUGUGCUCUUCAUUGUUAUUGACAUUUUUGUAACCUCUCUCAUGAGGAAUUAAUAAAAUAAAUAGUACAAUUAUAAUAUUCUCAUUGAUCUAGAUGUAUACAUUUUUUUUUUUUUAAUGUUAUGACAGCAGAUGGUUCUAAGUUUUGGAUGAGGGGCCUGUUUCACAAAGCCGUUUGACUAAAAAUGCAAUGUGCCACUAAUGCUGUAAGCAUUCAGUUUCUUUUGCCAGUGUGCCAGUAAUCUCUCUCUAAAGGCUGGAAAUUAAGCCGUGUUGUGUACAUUGUGUUCAGUGAAGAUAGUUGUCAUAAAUUGCAGUAAUUUUUUUUUUAUUGUUCAUUCAUGCAGAAGUUGCUCACUUCUAUUGUUGCUCUGUAGCUUCUGCAUUUUCUUUUAUAGACAAAAAAUGUAUUUAUCUGAGAUAACAUU
Molecule: messenger RNA, 1668 nt
Organism: Cyprinodon variegatus (sheepshead minnow)
Lineage: Eukaryota; Metazoa; Chordata; Actinopteri; Cyprinodontiformes; Cyprinodontidae
Product: phospholipid scramblase 1-like
Exons: 7
Coding region: 98-916 (272 amino acids)
Biological process (GO): plasma membrane phospholipid scrambling
Cellular component (GO): plasma membrane
Molecular function (GO): phospholipid scramblase activity
Source: RefSeq, a predicted model, not a curated record